This is a messenger RNA of Quercus robur (English oak), 809 nucleotides long. RefSeq names its product probable mannitol dehydrogenase. The transcript has 5 exons. Gene Ontology annotation, biological process: lignin biosynthetic process. Gene Ontology annotation, molecular function: cinnamyl-alcohol dehydrogenase activity. Bases 1 to 582 code for a protein of 193 amino acids. NCBI's taxonomy places the organism in Eukaryota, Viridiplantae, Streptophyta, Magnoliopsida, Fagales, Fagaceae. The record is from RefSeq and is a predicted model, not a curated record.
AUGGCGAAAUCACCAGAGGUUGAGCACCCCAACAAAGCCUUGGGCUGGGCAGCCAGGGAUACUUCUGGGAUCCUCUCUCCCUUCAAUUUCUCAAGAAGGGCAACAGGAGAGAAGGAUGUAAAGUUCAAAGUUCUUUAUUGUGGAAUAUGCCACUCGGACCUUCACAUGAUCUUGAACGAAUGGGGCAUGACCACCUACCCACUUAUCCCUGGGCAUGAGAUUGUGGGUGUAGGCACGAUGGAUGGUAUCAUUGAUACAGUCUCUGCUCAGCACCCUCUCCUACCUCUAAUUGGUUUAUUGAAAACACAAGGAAAACUCGUUAUGGUUGGUGCGCCAGAGAAACCACUUGAGUUACCAGUUUUUCCAUUAGUCAUGGCAAGGAAGUUACUGGGUGGUAGUUGCAUUGGAGGCAUGAAGGAAACACAAGAAAUGAUUGAUUUUGCAGCCAAACACAACAUAAAGGCUGACAUUGAGGUUAUUCCUAUCGAUUAUGUGAACACUGCCAUGGAACGCCUCCAGAAAGCAGAUGUCAGAUAUCGAUUCGUCAUUGACAUUGCAAAUACAUUGAAGUCGAACGCUUGAAUUUUGCUGCCUUUUGAGCAAGAGUUGCUGACCAGACUAGGAUAUGUAUUCAGUUGAUAAAAUCGUCUUAUAUCUGGAGUUUUGUUUUCUUCUAGUUCUGUUUUUUGAAUAAGUCUUCCAAAUACUAUGAUGGAAAAGAAAUAAUAGGCUGCUCGUGUUGGAAAAACAGAAGUUGCAAUACUUUGUUGGUUUUGGAUUUUAAUUUUUAAUCAUUCAGUGAGUUCUAA